AUGAGCCCAAAUAGGCUCGAGGGCAGCCCUAGGCGUGAGCGGCGCAGUGGAACCUUCUCCUUAUCUGCAGCCUUCCGCUCGUCCCCGAAACGGGCUAGUGUGCUCGAGCCCAUUUCACCAAUACAUCCAGACUUGCAGCCAACUUGUCUGGAGAGAGUCCAUUACCCGGUCUUCGACCCUCAGAACCCAAAUCACAAUCCGGCUGCAGCUAUCGCACUACCACGAUCACCACCGCCACGCCGACAUGACCUUCAAGCAUCGUCUUCCGAAUCGCAGAGACACGGGUCUUGGCUUGAAGAGUUCCCGCGACGAUCGAUCCACAAAGCACGCUCAGGACUGCUGGCAAUUCGAGCAAGCUUACUCCGACUUUCUUCACGUGAAAACACCGACUUUAGUGAAGCUAUUAUCGAAGAUAUGUCUCGCGAAACCUCCAGGCAUAUCGAGGAUGUUUCUCGCGAGGUCUCCGGGCCUGAAGAAGAUCAUGUCCGCCGACAUGACCAUUCGAAUUCAACACAAGAGGACUUGAGCUUUGGCGUCUGUUUGUUCCGAGCAUCAACAUCUCCUUGGGCCAUAUCUUUGGAUGGAGCAGAUGCAAAUUCGGUACCCCGGAUUGAGUCUCCUUUGCCUCUACCUCUGGUGAAUUCCAUCUCAGCACCUGCCGAGCUAGAAAGCUACUACUACAACAAUACCGAUGACGACCCAGAGCCGAUGAAUGAUCGACCGGUGAGUAUGCUAUCCGAGGAACCGCCGUCGUAUCGCUCGAUCGCAGAAAACGCUCGAUAUCACCGGCGUUCGAAUGAUCCACGUGUGAGAGAUAAUACCAAUCAAGAAUUAACUGCGGAUACAGCCAAUGAAACGCCCAGCUAUUUAACACAAUUAUCACCGUCGGUAGACUGGGAUGGCCUCGGAUCCUCAGCAUCGAGUUUCAGGUAUGAGGACAUGUAUUCAUCUCAGAGAAAGAAGAUCUCUAGAUUCUCGGGUGUCAGUCCUGUCGGGUCAAGCUUGUCCUCCUCGCCUAUCUCAGAGGUCACGCAAUCUGAAACCCUAGUUUCUCAGGAGCACCUCCCGCCAAGUCGCGAUCAACCGAAAAACGAAAACGUUGAUCGUGAAGAGUUGAUUCAGGCACCAAGCCCGCCUUCAGAGAUAGUUACAAUUGCAUUUCCUGGGGUAUACCAAGCUUUAUUAGAUCAGUGGGCGGGUGAAAGGCAGUAUAAGUCGAAGAAUGCCUCAUGUGCUCCAUUGGAAGUACCAGAGUGCAACCCUGUUGCGAUUGCUCAAGCUAGGCAAACUGAUGAAGGCGAGGCCGAAUUUUCUGGGAACCGCCAUUCAUUCGGCCUCCAUAUGUCUCUGAGAACAGACCAGGGGCUCUCUGAAAAGUCUAGUGCAGCCUGUCGACAGAAUCAAAUGAUCUUUUCGGCCCAUUCACAUGCGACACCGAUUUCCCCUGAUAGUCACAACUCGUCUACUCCCUAUGGCCGAACGAUUGAGUCCUUGUACGAUGGGUCAGAAUACUCCCACUACGCCCUCCCAGGCUCUUCGCCGACAAAUAUUACCUCCCCAUCAUAUUAUUCCAACGACAUCUGGACUCCACUGGACUCUCCCAUUGAUGAAGAACUUAUAUUUUCACCCUUCCCCCGAAACGAGUACUGGACGGCCGAUGGAAAGACAAGCGGCUUCUACCCCGAUCAAGACGACCAGCCCCCCCGUAAAAGCAGAAAGCCGGUUCUAUGGUGA
Messenger RNA from Penicillium manginii, 1734 nucleotides. RefSeq lists its product as uncharacterized. The transcript has 3 exons. NCBI's taxonomy places the organism in Eukaryota, Fungi, Ascomycota, Eurotiomycetes, Eurotiales, Aspergillaceae. The record is from RefSeq and is a predicted model, not a curated record. Bases 1 to 1734 code for a protein of 577 amino acids.